This is a messenger RNA of Astyanax mexicanus (Mexican tetra), 3210 nucleotides long. RefSeq names its product nuclear pore complex protein DDB_G0274915. The transcript has 3 exons. Bases 67 to 3141 code for a protein of 1024 amino acids. NCBI's taxonomy places the organism in Eukaryota, Metazoa, Chordata, Actinopteri, Characiformes, Acestrorhamphidae. The record is from RefSeq and is a predicted model, not a curated record.
UUCUUGGGUGUAUAGGGCUGAAGUGUGGAUGCUGUGCUAUUGAUGGUACAGGCUUGAACUGGGAAAAUGGUGUUGUCAAGGAACAGCCUGCAUUGCCUUUUCUUGGCAUUGUUUCUGUGGGAAAGUGCUAAUGGACUUGGAGUCUGGCAGAAAAGACCUGCUAACUACUGGCAAAGUAGGGAUGGUUCUAAAGACCCUGGAGGCCAAGCUCUUUCUCCUGCCCAGCAAGACUUCAGCAGCUCUGCCAGUGGAGUACAGACUGCAGUGUAUGAUGUGGGUUCUGCUCAGCCUCUGAGUACUUCUGGUAGUGGAGGGUCUGCAACAACCUUUCUUGGAUUCCUCAGGCAGUACACAAUUUCCAGUGACCAGAAUGUCCCAAACCAGUACAGCCCCUUACCCCAGUCUCAGGGUGGCUACACAGCUCAACCUUCAGUUUCCUUAGGAAACCAACCUGCCCCUGGGUUUCAGAGUCAGCAACUGAGUGCUCCAGUGUUUCCAUCCCAAGGUUCAGCUAGCCAGUCUCUUGGCUCACAACAGAGCAGCUUGCAGUUAGCAUCUCCAGGUCCAGUAGUUUCUUCGCCACCUCUGCAAUUUGUAGUCCCUGGAACCCAGACACUGUCCCCAAGCCCAGGAACCUCAUCCCUGAGUUCAAUGAGUGCCUUUGCUACAACUUCUCAGCAAGGUAGCUAUGAUUCCCAGUCAGCAGCAAGUAGUCUUUAUGGUCAGCCCCCUAGCUGGUAUUCCCCAUCACAGGGUCAGAGCUCCCAAACCUCUUUCCAAUCUCAGACUUCCAUGUAUAAGCCUGUAACUCUAUCCCAGGCUUCAGCUAGCCAGUCUCCUUCCUUCCAGCAGGCCAGCUCUCAGUUGGCUUCUCCAAGCCUGAGCCUUACAACUAGCUAUGCCCCUGGAGCCCAGCCCUUAAGCCCAGGAACCUCUUCCCUGAGUUCAACAAGUACCUUUGCCACAACUCCUCAGCAAGCUACCUAUGGUUCCCAGUCAGCAACAGGUAUGCUCCAUGGACUGGCCUCUAGUGUAAAUCCCUCCCAGUUUGCCAAAGCCCUAAACCAGCCUGCAGUAGUUGUAAUAGAUGCAUACACUGCAGGACCAGUUCAGUGGUACAGAAUAGAUCCUUUUAGACAAACUAUCCAAACCAGCAUGCCUCUGUCCCCUUCCCAGGCUUUAGGGAGUCAGGGUAGCCAGGCAGCAUCCAGCAGCUCACUUUCUACAUCCCAAAUUCAAAGCACCACAGGCCCUAUUGGGUUUGGCUUCCAAAGCCAGAGUGCUCCAGCUUCAACUGUAGCCUUGACCCAGGGUGCUGCCCAGCUUCCAUCCUUCCAAGCUCCCAGUGGGUUCUCCAGUACACCCUUUAGUGCUGCCAGCCCCUCAGCAUCUGUGUCCCAGCCAACCCAGGGCAUCCAAAGCUCAGCAACAUUGAGCUCUUCAAGUGUAUCUACAUCUCAAACCCAAAGCACCUCAGGCUCUUCUGGGUUUGGCUUCCAAAGCCAGAGCACUCCAGUUUCAACUGGAUUUCAGAGCCAACUAGUGAGUAGUCCAGUCUCCCCAGUCCAGGGUUCUGCUAGCCAGUCUCUUGCCUCACAACAGAGCAGCUUGCAGUUAGGAUCUUCAAGCCAGGCAACUUCUUCUCUGCCUCUUAGCUUUACAGCUGGCUAUGUCCCUGGAUCCCAGGCUCAGCCAUCAAGCUCUGCAACAUCAUCCCUCAGUUCAGCAAGUGCCACAAGCUCUCAGCAAGCUAGCUAUGGUUCUCAGUCUGUUACAGGUGCACAAUAUGGUCAGGGUAAAAUGUCCCCAUACAAGCCUUUGUCUGCAUCUCAGGGUUCAGCUCCCAUGUCAAUUGCCUCCCAGCAGGGCAGCUUGCAGUUAGCAUCUCCAAGCCUUAGCCUUACAACUAGCUAUGCCCCUGAAACCCAGUCCCAGCCCUUAAGCCCAGCGACCUCAUCCCUGAGUUCAGCAAGUCCCACAACCUCUCAGCAAACUAGCUAUGGUUCUCAGACAGCAGCAGGGUCUCUUGCCUCACAACAGAGCAGCUUGCAGUUUGGAUCUUCACAGCCUCUGAGCUUUACAGCCAGUUAUGCCCCUGAAACCCAGUCACAGCCCUCAAGCCCAGCAACCUCAUCCUUGAUUUCAGCUAGUCCCACAACAGCUCAGCAAACUAGCUCUGGUUCUCAGUCGGCAACAGGUACUCUCUAUGGUCAGCCCUCUAGCUUGUACUCGUCUUCACAGGGCCAGAAUAUCCAGGUUCCCACCCAGUCUGCAGAUGCCCCAUACAAGCCUGCAUUAGGUGCAUAUACUGCAGGACCUGCUCAGUGGUAUAGGUUUGAUCCUUUUGGACAGACUAGCCAAAUCAACAAGCCUUUUCCCCAAUCCCAGGCUUCAGGGAGUCAGGGUAGCCAGGCAACAUCAAGCAGCUCUACCACUACAUCUCAAACCCAAAGCACCACAGGCUCUGUGGGGUUUGGCUUCCAAAGCCAGAGUGCUCCAGCUCCAACUGUAGGCUUGACCCAGAGUGCUGCCCAGGCUCCAUCCUUCCAAGCUCCCAGUGGGUUCUCCAGUAUGUCCUUCAGUGCUUCCAGCCCCUCAGCCUCUGUGUCACAGCCAUCCCAGGGCAUCCAAAGCUCAGUAACUUGGACAUCCCCAGUUGUGUCUACAUCCUUUGGCCAGGAUAUCCCUGUAGCUAUAACCCAACAGUACUCCUGGGAUGCAUUGCAAGUCACAGGAGCUUCUUCCAGCUUACCAUCUCAAGUUCCAAGCACCUCACAGACCUCUGGCAACUAUGGUUCAGCAUUUCAAAGCAGUACAACCCAGGUAGGGAGCUUUGACCAGUAUAACCCAGCAAGCAGCACCUUCACGUCUGCUCAAGGCACCCCAAUCAGCUUUGGACUUGCGCAAGACUACGGCACCCUGUCUUUCAGUGCAUCUGGCCGACCCCAAACUGCUGUGAGCUCACCUCUCAACCAGGCAACUCCAGAAGCACAAAGUGGUUCCUCAGUUUAUGGGGAUUCUUUGAGCUUUUCUAGCUUUGAGAGGCCUGGCUCAACCAGCUUCAGCUUUGCUCAGGACCUAAACAGCCCUGUCUUUAAACCUGCCACCAGGAGACGCCAGGACACUUCGGUCAAGCACUAAUUGUUUGCCAUGGUUGUGACCCUACCUUGCUGACUUUGAAUGGUUAAUAAAUUCAGCUUUUUUUUCUUA